AUGCUUGCCAGGUUUGUGAAUUCUUUGCCGACUGGCUUAUCGCAGCGAAUCACCAAGCUGUACUUUCAAGUCCUUGUAAGGAACCAGCGAGAGUUACACAGCAGCGUUGAAUAUCACCAAUAUUCCAACAUGGAUGUUAAAAUAUUACCUGCUCUGAAGGACAACUACAUGUACCUUCUUGUGGAUAAGGCAACCAAUGAGGCCGCAGUUGUUGAUCCAGUGGAGACCAAGACAGUCUUACAGGCUGUUCAUGAUCAUCAACUUAAACUCACUACAGUCUUAACGACACACCAUCACUGGGAUCAUGCUGGAGGCAAUGAAGAACUAGCUAACCAAGUUCCAGGGAUCGAAGUUUAUGGUGGUGAUGACCGUAUUGGUGCGCUGACUAAAAAAGUGGAGCACAAUACAAUCUUUAACAUAGGGAAUUUGAUGGUUCAAUGUCUGUUUACUCCCUGCCACACAAUGGGCCAUAUCUGCUACUAUGUGACUACUCCUGGAGAAGGAUCAGAAGGUGUUGUGUUUACAGGAGACACGUUGUUCCUGGCUGGUUGUGGACGUUUCUUCGAAGGCAAUGCUGAACAGAUGUACAAUGCCUUCUCAAUCCUUGGCAGCCUCCCAGAUAAUACCAAGGUUUAUUGUGGUCAUGAGUAUACUUUGCAAAAUCUGAAAUUUGCCUUACAUGUUGAACCAAGCAACAACGAAAUAUUAAAGAAGAUUGCAUGGUCAGAACUGAGGCGUGAGGAGGGAAAACCUACGGUGCCAUCAACAAUUGGUGAGGAGAAGUCAUACAAUCCCUUUAUGAGAGUGUAUGAGGCAGAGGUAAUGCAACAUGCCAAUGCACAGAAUGCUAUUCAGGCCAUGAAGAACAUCCGUUUGGAGAAAGAUUCAUUCCAAUAA
Messenger RNA from Spodoptera littoralis (African cotton leafworm), 897 nucleotides. The record is from the annotation of a GenBank genome assembly. Lineage: Eukaryota; Metazoa; Arthropoda; Insecta; Lepidoptera; Noctuidae.